Gopherus flavomarginatus (Mexican gopher tortoise) is the source of this 10033-nucleotide messenger RNA. Its product is annotated as cholesterol transporter ABCA5-like. Gene Ontology annotation, biological process: transmembrane transport; lipid transport. Gene Ontology annotation, cellular component: membrane; intracellular membrane-bounded organelle. The transcript has 40 exons. NCBI's taxonomy places the organism in Eukaryota, Metazoa, Chordata, Testudines, Testudinidae. Gene Ontology annotation, molecular function: ATP binding; ABC-type transporter activity; ATP hydrolysis activity. The record is from RefSeq and is a predicted model, not a curated record. Bases 88 to 5028 code for a protein of 1646 amino acids.
CCUCGCGAGCAGGCGGGGCGACCCUGUCCUCUGAGGACCUCCCUGUGCUCUGCAAAGGCACCCCAUGAGGUAGGCUACUCUUGAAAAAUGGCCGCAGAAACUGCAAGGGAGGCAGGAGUGUGGAGACAAACCAAAGCUCUUUUAUUCAAGAACUACCUUGUUAAAUGCAGGACUAAGAAGAGUAGUAUGCAGGAAAUCCUUUUUCCACUAUUGUUUCUAUUUUGGCUUAUAUUAAUGAGCAUGAUGCAUCCAAAUAGGAAGUUUGACGAGGUGCCCAACACUGAUCUUGGUACUUUAGAUCGCUCCAUGCUCUUGGACUUCAUUCUUGGAUACACACCAGUGACAAACAUGACAAGAAAAAUCAUGCAGAAAGUGUCUUUUGAAUACUUUGAAGAUGCUGUAAUUACAGAAGAAUUUUUCAGUGAAAAAGAAUUGCAAGAGGCUAGUACUGUUAACCCCUCAAACUUCGUUGGUGUAGUUUUCAAAGAUUCGAUGUCCUACCAGCUUAGAUUCUUUCCUGUUGCUGUCACGGUGUCUUCUAUCAAUGUAGAAUCAAGAGCCAGUUGUUCCAGUUUAUCAAAGGGAUGUGAAUCUGUUACCUACUGGCGCUCAGGAUUUGCAGCUCUACAAGCUUGUAUUGAUGCAGCAAUAAUACAGCUGAAGACUAAUCAUUCAGUUUGGGAAGAACUGGAAUCGACUAAAGCUGUUAUUAUGGGAGAGGCUGCUGCUAAGAAAAUCAGUUAUUUUCCUCGAGCAGUUAUUUUAAUUUACCUGGUAAUAGCUUUCUCACCCUUUGGGUACUAUUUGGCAAUUCAUAUUGUGGCAGAAAAGGAGAAGAAGUUGAAGGACUUUUUAAAGAUAAUGGGGCUUCAUGACACCGCCUUUUGGCUAUCUUGGGUUCUGCUCUACACAACUCUGAUUUUUGUCAUGUCCAUUCUCAUGGCAGUCAUUGCAACAGCCUCAUCACUAUUUCCCCAAAGUAGCUCCUUUGUGAUAUUUCUUCUUUUUUUCCUGUAUGGAAUAUCCUCAGUUUUCUUUGCUUUCAUGCUGACUCCUCUAUUUAAAAAAUCAAAGCAUGUGGGUAUAGUUGAAUUUUUGGCAACACUGGCUUUUGGUUUUGUGGGUCUCACUGUUGUCCUGUUGGAUGAUUUUCCGAAGUCUUUUGUAUGGAUUCUAAGCCCCUCGUGUCAGUGUACGUUCUUGAUUGGGAUUGCACAGGUCAUGUAUCUGGAAGAUUAUGAAGAUGGUGCAAUAUUUUCAAAUAUAAAUCAUGGCCCUUAUCCACUAGUUAUUUCUCUUAUUUUACUGGUUCUGGAUAGCAUGUUUUACCUACUUCUAGCUGUCUAUCUUGAUCAGGUCAUUCCAGGUGAGUUUGGAUUACGACGGACAUCAUUUUUCUUUAUGAAGCCCUCAUUUUGGUCAAAACGUAGAAGAAAUUACAAGGAGUUAUAUGAGAGUAGUGUUAAUGGACUCUUAAGUUUCAGUGAGAUGGUUGAACCUGUAUCUUCAGAAUUUCAGGGAAAAGAAGCUAUCAGAAUCAGCUGUGUUCAGAAAACAUUUAGAAAAAAGGGUGAAACUGUGGAGGCUCUCAGAAGUUUAUCCUUUGACAUAUAUGAGGGUCAGAUUACAGCUUUACUUGGGCAUAGUGGAACAGGCAAGACAACACUGAUGAACAUUCUUUGUGGACUCUGCCCACCUUCUGAUGGGUUUGCAUCUGUCUAUGGACACAGAAUCUCUGAAAUUGAUGAAAUGCUCAAUGUACGAAAGAUAACGGGGUUUUGUCCACAACUAGAUAUACAUUUUGAUGUAUUAACUGUGGAAGAGAAUUUAUCAAUAUUUGCUCAUAUUAAAGGGAUACCUCCCAAUGCUCUGAUACAAGAGGUGCAGAAAGUGAUGAAUGAUUUGGAUAUGCAGCCCAUCCGAGAUAACCAAGCUAAAAAAUUAAGUGGAGGGCAGAAGAGAAAGCUGUCGAUAGGAAUCGCUGUUCUUGGGAGCCCAAAGGUUUUACUCUUGGAUGAACCAACUGCUGGUAUGGACCCAUGUUCUCGGCACAUUGUUUGGAAUCUCCUGAAAAACAGACAAGCCAAUCGGGUAACAGUAUUCAGUACUCAUUUCAUGGAUGAGGCAGAUAUUCUUGCUGAUCGAAAAGCUGUGAUUUCUCAAGGAACGCUGAAAUGUGUUGGCUCGUCUCUCUUCCUCAAAACCAAAUGGGGAAUUGGCUACCGCUUGAGCAUGCAUAUAGAUGGGUAUUGCAAUACAGAAGCUACAACAGCCUUGAUCAUACAGCAUAUCCCUGGAGCCAGCUUGGUACAACAGAAUGAACAGCAGCUUGUGUAUACCUUACCUUUUAAAGACGUGGACAAGUUUUCAGGAUUGUUUUCUGAUCUAGACACUCAUUCACAUUUGGGUGUUAUUACUUACGGAGUUUCCAUGACAACAUUGGAGGAUGUGUUCCUGAAGCUGGAAAUUGAAGCAGAAAUUGAUCAAGCAGAUUAUAGCAUAUUUAAUUCCCAGUCAGCAGGCGAGGAAAUGGAUACAAAAUGGCUUGAUGAGAUGGAACAAAGCCUACUGAUACUCUCUGAGACAAAAUCAUCUGCAGUAAGCAAUACAGCUCUCUGGAAAGAGCAGGUCUCUACUAUAGCAAAGGUUCACUUCCUUAACUUAAGGCGUGAAAAUAAGUCAUUGGGACUUAUGUUGUUGCUUUUUUUAGUGUUCCUUGUCAUUCAGAUUUUAAUGUUUCUUAUACAUCACUACUUUAAAAAUCCUAUGGUUCCCAUCAAGCUUUCCCCAGAUUUGUACUUGCUGAAGCCUGGAGAAAAAUACUACAAGUACAAAACAAGUCUCCUCCUUCAGAACUCCACAGGAUCAGCUAUUGAUGAUCUCAUUGGUGCUCUCAGAAGCCAGCAGAUAUUGACUGAGAUGUUCAAUGAAAGUGAUUACAUGUCAGCUGCACCCCACAGUGCAGCUUUAAAUGUGUCGCUUUCAGAAAAGAGCUACAUCUUUACAGCUGUAUUCAACAGUACUAUGGUGCACGCUCUGCCUGUUUUGAUGAACAUCAUUAGCAACCUGUUUCUCCACAAUUUAAAUGUGACUGAGAAUAUUCAAAUCUGGAGUAACCCAUUCAUUCAAGAAAUUGAUGACACAGUUUUCAGACUGGAGGAUUUUUUUCAAGUGAUGUUACUAGGAAUCAUUGUAACGGGGGUACCACCAUAUUUUGCCAUGGAAAAUGCAGAAAACCAUAAGAUCAAAGCUUACACUCAACUUAAGAUCUCAGGUCUUUAUCCAUCUGCUUACUGGAGUGGACAAGCAGUCAUUGACUUUCCUUUAUUUUUCAUUAGUGUUGUUCUGAUGAUAGGAAGCUUAUUUGCAUUUCAUCGUGGUGUUUAUUUUGAUACUUGGAAGUUCCUUGCUAUUAUCUUCUGCCUUAUUGGCUAUGUACCAUCAGUAGUGCUGUUCACUUACGUGCUCUCUUUCACCUUUAAAAAAGUGCAAAAUGCCAAAGAAUUUUGGUCGUUUAUUUUUUCAAUGGCUGCUUUGAUCUCUACUGUUGUCACUGAAGUGGCAUUCUUUAUGAAAUAUUUCAUGGUAACCACCAUUUUUCAUUAUGUGUUCUGUGCCUUCAUACCAAUCUAUCCUCUUAUUGGAUGCCUGAUUAGUUUUAUAAAGGUAUCACGGAAACACCUACAAAAGAAUGAAAAAUACCAUGAGCCCUGGGACAAACUCUUGGUAGCAGUUAUCGCGCCUUAUUUGCAAUGUGUAGUGUGGCUGUUCCUCCUGCGAUAUCUUGAAGUGAAAAAUGGAGGUAAAUCGAUAAGAGAAGACCCAUUUUUCAGAACUUCUACAAAGAUCAAAACAUGGAAAUUUCGAGAUGAUCCACAUAAUGAGAAUGAGGAUGAAGAUGUAAAGGCAGAGAGAUUGUGGGUCAAAGAAAUGGCAACCUGCCAGAGCUGUGAUGAGAAACCAGCAAUUCUGGUCAACAGUCUGCAUAAAGAAUAUGAUGAAAGGAAAGAUUUUCUUCUUGGGAGAAAAAUAAAGAAAGUGGCAACUAAACACGUCUCUUUUUGCGUAAAAAAAGGAGAAAUACUUGGAUUGCUAGGACCAAAUGGAGCUGGGAAAAGCACCCUGAUUAAUAUGCUGGUGGGAGACGUUGAACCAACUGCUGGCCAGGUGCUGAUAGGAGACUAUUCUUUAGGAUUGAAUAGUGAGGAUAAUUCUGCUAAAUUUGUGGGAUAUUGUCCUCAGAUAAAUCCACUAUGGCCAGAUAUUACAUUGCAGGAGCAUUUUGAAAUAUAUGGAUCUAUCAAAGGAAUGAGUAAAACUGAUGUGGAAGAAAUCAUAAAACGCAUUGCAAGGGCCCUUGAAUUGAAAACCCAUCUACAGAAAAUGACAAAGAAAUUAGCAGUCGGAAUUAAGCGCAAGUUAUGUUUUGCGCUAAGUAUGCUGGGUAAUCCCCAGAUUACAUUGCUAGACGAACCAUCUACUGGUAUGGAUCCUAAAGCGAAACAGCACAUUUGGAUGGCAAUUCGAGCAGCAUUUAAAAGCAAAGAGAGAGCAGCUAUUUUGACCACUCAUUAUAUGGAAGAGGCUGAAGCUGUGUGUGAUCGAGUUGCAGUCAUGGUGUCUGGACAGUUAAGGUGUAUUGGUUCAGUUCAGCAUCUAAAAAGUAAAUUUGGCAGAGGCUAUUUCUUGGAAAUGAAAUUAAAAGAAACAGCAGACGUACAACAGGUGGAGUUCCUUCGCAGGCAAAUUUUGCACAUCUUCCCAAAUGCAUCUCAUCAGGAAAGUUUUGCCUCUAUUUUGGCAUAUAAAAUUCCUAAGGAAGAUGUACAGUCGCUCUCUCAGUCUUUUUUGAAACUGGAAGAAGCAAAACAUGCCUUUAAUAUCGAAGAGUACAACUUUUCUCAAGCAACCCUGGAACAGGUUUUUAUGGAACUUGCUAAAGAACAAGAAGAGGAAGAUAACAGUUUUGGAACCUUAAACAGCACGCUUUGGUGGGAAAGAAGACAGGAAGAUAGAGUCAUUUUCUGAGCUCUUUAAAUACUGUAGGAGUCAAUAGAUGUGCACUGCAGUUCACAUUUGUCUGACUCGUUUGUUUGUUUGUUUCUUGUAAUGUGUGCUGAGUACUAAGAAAGCAAUUGAGAUUGAGAAAAAUAUCUGACUUGGAAAAACAAAAAUAAUAUUUGGAAACUUUGAGCAUAUUUCCCCUUCCUGGCCUUAUCCAUCGAUAUUGUGCAAGUGUGGGAGUGCCUUUAUUUGUGAGGACUCUCAUUGCUAGCAUAUAAUUUGUCUGUUUUUUAAAAUUUCUGAUCCACUCGCCUUACUCUGUCCUGUUUGGAAGCGAAAUGGUAAAUAACAAUUUAGUUCUUUAUAAUUUCCUGUUUGUUUUGGUCAGUCUGUUCUCUGUGCUUCUAGAAAUUCCAACCUUGAGCUUGUUCAGCUAUUCAGUAUGUAAUGUCAGUAUAUAAUUGAUCAACUCCAGGAUCCAACUUCUGCCUUGCUUAUCUUUCAAGAGGCAGCUUCCACCAAAGGCAGAGGUCCACAAAACCAGGACAACAGCACUGGAAAAGAGUCACAAAAACAGAAGUCAGCAAUGAGGAUAUAGCAAUGCUAGAAGUCAAUGACUUGUCUGAGUUGGAGUAAACAUGUAGCUAUAAGGUAGAUGUUCAAAGAAGGUCAAUUUUGAGUUCUAACUGCCUGAUAAUGUUCUGCUAAGCUUUAUUAUCACAUCCUCUGCAUAAAAUUCCAUGUAGCAUACGUUGCUCUACAGACUUAACUGCCUGAUUCCAGGAUUCAUCAUGGAAUAUGAUGCUGGUUAGUUCAGCCUAAAUUGUUUAUAUGAUACCAAAUACCAAUACCUAAAAUUCUGUUAACCUGUAGGCUGUCUUUAAAUUCCCAUUGGAUCCUGCUGAUCAAAAUCCUGAUACUCCUGUUUGGUAUGUACAUUUCAGGUCAACUCUCCUUAUCCAAAAUAAUCAAUAUAGUACAACAGUGCCUCUAUUAUGGAUCCUGCUCCAUCACCAUUCAUCACUAAAUAGGGCCCUAACUUAUAUAAUAAACUUAGCUUGGGAUCCACUCAACAUAAAAGUAUUUACACGUUAGUAUAAUAUGGCACGUGGUUAAUCGUUAUGUACCUUUUUAAUGUAAAUUAGCAGGUGUAACUCUAAUCAAGUUACCUUUGCAGGUUGCAUAAAAAUGUAUCAUGCAUGCACUUGUAAGUUUAAAUGUGGUUUGCAAAGAUGGAUAGGUUCCUUUCAGUCUCUAUUUGUAAAAGCAUGAACACCAAAUGAAUAUAUCUUUAUGGAAUUUGCAUUAAUGUGAGCAUUUUUAAUUGUAUUCUUUGAUAAAACAACCUGUUUUAUUGAUCACAUGUUCUAACACAUGUGUAAAAGGCAUUUGUUUAGAUGUGUUCAUUUUUUGUGACAGCGAAUUUACAGGCUUAUGCACCAAUACUCUCUAAUAUAUCUUUUUUGUGAUAGUAAUGAGGCAAUACAAUACAUGUCCAGUUCACUGACAGUGCUUUCUUAUUUCUAUCAUGCUCAUUUUCUCUCACCAUAAAUCAAAAAGAGUAAGCUCCAAAUGCAGAUAUUGUCUUGUCUCUAACAAUACUUUUGUUUGCUUUCUGGCAAAAUUGUUCUUUGAGAAGAAAUAAUAAGAGAGCCCAUGCGUGGUUCUACAUCCUCAGAUCUGAGAGCAAAUAUUUAUCCUGUUUGUGGUUUCAAAGAAAAAUAUUUUUGAUUUAAAAUUGAAAGAAUUGAUUAAUCUAAUUGGCUAUUUAAUCUGAACUUUUUAGAAUCAAAAUUCAGGUUUUUGAACAAUCGAUUGCAUUGUAGAAUGUAUUAAUUGAAAUGCAUUGUGCAAAUACUCUGUAUAUCUGAAGACACACGACACAUAAGACAUAUCAGUUAUAUAUGUUUACUUUAAGAUUAGAAAAUUCCUAUAUCUUCCUUUCUGAAAUGUUCAAAACUCGGAAAACUAUGCUGUAAAUCAAAGUUUUAUGCUCCCAAACAUUGUGUCGCAUUGGGCAAUAAUUAAUAUAAAAUUGAUUGCUUAAUUCUGUCUGUGUAGGCUCCCAUUUAUUUCAAUGUAAGUCUUAUAAUUGACAGAGGGGGCAGGAGUGAGCCCAAUAUGUGUAUAGGUUUUGCUUCUUUCUCUGUCCAUCUAGGAUUGCAUGGAAUUAUGUGGAUCUUGUUUUCUUACAUAUUGCACGUGAGCCUGUGAAUCCCACUUAGACCUUGAUACCCUGCAUGGUGCCGCUAUGCUGAGUGGGAAGGGAGAGGGUGCAUUGCCUUUCAGGAGCUGGUAUACAGUCAGUCUGUCCACUUUAAUAAGCCACAUAUAGUGGAACCAUCUUGCACUGAAAUGUGGCGUAAUGUAUAUUGAAAUAGAAUGAUUAUCUGCUGAAUUGUUUUAAGGCACUAACUGGGCCAAAUUCUGUUACACUGAUGGAAUCCUAUUGCUAUUGUUGUAAUGUAUUUAUUUAACAUUUAUAUUGCAGUAGCAUCUAGAGCAGGGGUCGGCAACCUUUCAGAAGUGGUGUGCCGAGUCUUCAUUUAUUCACUCUAAUUUAAGGUUUCGUGUGUCAGAAAUACAUUUUAAUGUUUUUAGAAAGUCUCUCUCUAUAAGUUUAUAAUAUAUAACUAAACUAUUGUUGUAUGUAAAGUAAAUAACGGUUUUGAAAAUGUUUAAGAAGCUUCAUUUAAAAAUAAAUUAAAAUGCAGAGCCACUCCAGACUGGUGGCCAGGACCCAGGCGGUGUGAGUGCCACUAAAAAUCAGCUCACGUGCCGCCUUCAGCACCCGUGCCAUAGGUUGCCUACCCCUGAUCUAGAGACUGAUGCCCAAUUAUGCUGGGUGCUGUACAACUGUAUAGUAAAUGAGCUUACUGCUGACUUAAAUCAGUCGAUUAAAUUGCAGUGACAGAGCAGACAUUUGUUCAAUUUAGUAAGAAAGUUUCUCUGUAUCUAUAACAAAGAUGAGGCUGAGAAUAAUCAUUACCGAGAGCUUGUGUUGAUGUGCUGUCUUUGUCCCAUUUGUUCUACAUAUCUGUUUUACUCUGGUACUUUCUUUAUCACUACAUGAUACCGCAUUACCUCUGACUUCAUAUCUACUGAUAUCAUAUCCCAUUCUUAAACUCUUAGGGUCUGAUCCCAAACCCAUUGAAUCAAUGUACAUAGUAGGAGCCUUUCCAUUGACUUCAGUUUGAUUUAGAUCCUCAGUAAAUGAGUAAUAAUCUGCACUACACAUUCAUUAUGUGAAUAAAAUGUAAUGCUUAUGCCUUAUAUCUUGCCAACAUAGUAUUAUUUUGUUGCUUUUUAUCAUCUUAAAGUAAACCUAUUAUAUAGACUAACUUUACUUAUGUAUAAGCAUUGGGUAGUGUUUGCAGUCUUAUUUGGUUAAUAUGAGAAAUCUGAUGUAGCGUUUCACUUUUUUCACAUUCAAAUACAUUUUGAAAUAAUAAAUCUAGUUAACUCUCACACACCGGCAAAUUCAAUACAUAUCCACUGCCAGUAGCAGAUAUAAUAGCUUCAGAAAAACACAAUUGGCCAAAAGGAUUGAAAAACUUAAAAAUAAUAAUGAAUCUUUUCUUUCUCCAAAAGGUCAUAGAUAAUAGACUUCAGGAGAUCCUCCAUCCUCCUGCCUUUUGGGCAAGUAAGACGUUUGUCUUAUUCCCAGAACCAAAUUUUCUCCAGACGGUACAGGUUAAAUUCCCUUAUCCUUAUCUACAAACUUAUACAUGCUAAUCGUGACUUUCAUGCUCCCUAGAGUUUAACAAUAUUAUUCUUCGGGACAAAGUGCCCCAAACUGUAGAGUACUCCAUCUGGUCUCAUUUUGCCUAGUCUCUAAACUCGUGUCAUUUAGGUCACUUCUGCCUUUCACUGUGUUCACAAUUACUCCCACGUGGUGUCAUCUAUAUUGUUAAUGUACAGUUUGCUCUUUCUUCUGAUGUAUGAAAAUACUGUUUGUGCCAGGUUAGGGCUCUUUAUUAGACUUGAUGUCUCUUUCCAGUUUGAUUCUCUUUCAUGAAUAAUUCCUCUGUUGAGUUAUAACCGUUCAAACAGUUCUGUAUUCUAUCAGAAUAGCCAAGUAACAUUGUUCUGACUUUUCUAAUAGGGUUUGAUUUUCUGAUAGGUUUGUCACUGACUUUUCUAUCAAAGGCUUUAUUAAAAUCUAGGAGAAGUGUGCCCAGAAUUGUUCUCAUCUACACUGCAGUAACCCCAUUGAUGAUUAUUCUGAAUUUACACAGAUAUAAGUGAGAGCAGAAUUUGCCCAAUUAAAUCCACAACAUAUCUGGUGCCUAAUAAAGUUCAAAAACAGAGAAAAUUCUAUGGAAGAUCAAAUAUAUUGAAAUACAAGGAAAGACAAUUGAUAUCAGCUUAAAACUUUAGGACUAAAAUGUUACAUUUGCGCUCUGUGGGUUAUGUUGGUACUUUACUAUAAAUAAUAAACUCAACCCAAACUGUACAUAAUAGAGAAAUAAUACACAACCUCAGAUGACAGUAUAACAGGAAGCCAGGUAGUUGUGGAUUCUUGUUCCAGGACUGACCUUGAUAAUGCUGGGUGACCUUGGGCAAUUAACUUAGUUCCCCGUCUGUAAAAUGAGUAUAAUACUUACCUAUCUCACAGGGAUGUUGUGAGGAUCAGUUAGUAAAAGUGAAUACAAAACUUUGAAGAUAAAAUUGCUUUAGUAGUAUUAAAAGGAUGUAUUUUUGUACUGGAGUUCUAAUAACUCAGAUUUUGCUCACAUCAUGGGAAAUCCUUAUUUAAAACAUAUUGUAGAGUUGCAUAUAGUUUAUCUAUAUGAUAUGUGCUAUAUUUUAUAGCAGGAAUAAUUUUUAUUUAAACAUUGUUAGCAUUCUUUUAAUGCACAUCCUGAUAUUAAUCAUAUGUUUUCUUGGGCUUUUAUGUUUAAUUUUGUACAUAUGUUUAUUUUUCUUUUAUCAUUUUGCUGUAUUUGUAAAACAAUUAGCAAUUCUUUUUGGUUUUCCCAAUAGAAAGUGCUGUUGAAAUAAAGAUGGAUUGGAUUGCUAAUGCUCA